This is a messenger RNA of Zootoca vivipara (common lizard), 2872 nucleotides long. It is a transcript of the gene S100Z, whose product is annotated as S100 calcium binding protein Z. Gene Ontology annotation, molecular function: calcium ion binding; calcium-dependent protein binding. The record is from RefSeq and is a predicted model, not a curated record. NCBI's taxonomy places the organism in Eukaryota, Metazoa, Chordata, Lepidosauria, Squamata, Lacertidae.
GCCAAACCCUACGCCAAAGGAUAAAUGGACAUAAAUCUGACAUCAGGAACCAUAAGACUGAAAAACCAGUAGGAGAACACUUCAAUCUCCCAGGACAUUCUAUACAAGAUCUCAAAGCAGCUGUUUUAUUACAGAGAAAUUUCAGGAACAGACUGGAAAGAGAAGUUGCUGAAUUGGAAAUCAUUACCAAGCUUAAAACCAUGGAAGCACCUGGGAUGAAUAGAGACAUCAGAUUCUUAUCUCAUUAUGCAUGAUCAAGCUCUCUUUAGCACCUCAGCCCAGGACUAAUUGCAGCCAUCAGCAGCCAUUAACAGCCAUCUCCAGGUUUACCACUCCCAUCAGCCCACCACCCAUUCCCACCCACCCCCACCACCCUCUGUAUAUAUAUAUAGGGUCUGACACUUCUGUUUCUAGUGUAUCUGAAGAAGUGUGCAUGCACACGAAAACUCAUACCAAAAUAUAAACUUAGUUGGUCUUUAAGGUGCUACUGAAGGAAUUUUUUUAUUUUGCUUCGACUCAGACCAACACGGCUACCUACCUGUAACAAGGCCCUAUUGUAUUACUGAUGUCCAAGUGAGUAUUGUUUGCACUGAGAUAUAUACUGUAUAUAUAUAGAUAUAUAUCUAAGGUUUUUUAUAUAUAUAUAAUUUAUAGACAAUUCUUUAUAUUUUAAAUAUGCUGUGAAUAUGCAAUGAGACCAAUAAUGUAGUCUCAGUGUAGCAUGCAAUUAUGUGCUUUUUUCAGAAAUGUACUUUGCAGUAAUUUUGUUUCCAUAUUUUAAACUUUUUAUAAAGUAGUACUUUUAAUAAACUCCAAUUUUUGUCUAUUAUGUUUAAGGUAUUAAUAUUGUCUCAAACAGCAUUAAAGCAGGGGUGGGGAACCUCAUACCAUGGAGCCCAAAUGCAGCCCUCCAGACCUCUCUGGACUCUUCCCAAGCUGCACCCCUGCAACUUGCUCUGCCCACGAACUGAGCCAAGUAUGCCAACACUGCUGGAAGGUGCGAUGGACACCUUAAUCAAGGUCUUUCACCAUUACUCAGCCAAAGAGGGGGACAAAUAUAAACUCAAUAAAGGAGAACUCAAACAGCUCCUCACCAGUGAACUUACUGACUUCCUUUCGUGUCAAAAGGAUCCCCAGUUGGUUGAUAAGAUUAUGCAAGAUCUUGAUAGCAAUAAAGACAAUGAAGUGGAUUUUAACGAAUUUGUGGUUCUGGUUGCUGCCUUGACUGUUGCAUGCAAUGAUUUCUUUGAAGAGCAAAUGAGGAAAAGGGGAGAAUAGAAAUGGUUGCAGCCGCCUUUCCGAGACAGGAUGAGAGACAGCAACUUCAACGGAACCAAUAUUUCACUUUUUACUUUGUGUUUGGCUUUCCCUUCUCUUCCAGCGAUACAAGGUUUCCUGUCAACACUCCCGCUUCUGUUUUUAUAUCAGUGCACAAUGAGCAGUUCUUCCAUAGGCAAGAUGUGUUCCAAAACCCAGCCAUUUACUUUCAGCAAGUCUCUUCGUAUGAACCCACCCAGACCCUGAGAUCAUCAUCCGAGGCCCUUCUUCAUGGAGCUCCUCCAUGAGAGCUCUGGAGGGUGGCAACAGGAGAAUGGGCCUUUUCUGCAGCGGCUCCCCAUUUGUGGAAUGUUCUCCCCGAGGAGUUUUCUGCUGGCGCCUUCUUUAUACACUUUCAGGUGCCACGUGAAAAGGUUCCUCUUUAACCAGCCCUUUGGCUGAUUAACAUCCUUUUACCCUUUUAAAUGUGUUUGGGGGAGGGGUUUAUUGGUUUGUUUAGUUCUUGCUCUUGUUUUUAUUACGUAUUUUUGUGUUUCUUUAUCUUGUUUUUGUAUGUUGUGAACCACCCUGAGAUCUAUGGUUCGGUAUACACAUUUAAUAAAUAAUAAAUAAUAUUUAAUAAAUAGCAAAUAUGGCUGCUGUAUGUAUUGGACCUUUAGAUCUGUCAUCACAUGGCAUAUUAGGUGCUGUGUUGUACGUCACCCGUUGAACCAGUUCAAUUCUAUUGAGUCCUUUUGAGUAGUGCUGGACCAGAGCCAUAUAAUAGCUGCUUAGCAGUUUAGUGUGCAGAGCCUGACGUGACAGUGAUUUUUACCGUAAGGUUAACCACACCAUUACCGCCUUUCUCUGGAUUUCUCAGCAGAUGGUGAGAGGUAGAUAUGCUGGAACUAACUGUAUGGCUACAGGCCACAGCCACACACACAUGGUAAAGGCAUUUAUAGCAAGGUUUUUCAGAGCUCCUGGUCACUUGACUCCACCCAUAAUGCAGAGUUUCAAGUGCAUGAGUGAACGACAUCUUUUCCAUUGCUCUAUAAGCUAAUAGUCUAAUUGCAAGGCCAUAGGAAGAGUACAGGUGCUGACCAGUUCUUUCCUGGUGAGAAUAAUAUUUAGCUAAAAACAACAGCCUGGGAGAGAGGAAAGCCAGGGCCACGCACUCUUCCUAAAUGUUUCAUCUGGCCAGAUUGUGCCAAGAGUCUGAGAUAGUCUCACCUUUAAUGGAUCACGACCCCAUCACGGCCCUAGUACCCUGCCAGUGACUUAACAAGCGUUAUUCAGCUUUUUCUGCUCUAAGAACUCACCAAAAGAAGCUGAACACUCUGUCCCCCAGACUCAGCACCCCAUCUUCCUGACUCAAAAGUCUCCUCUCUCAAUCUUGCAUUCUUCCGAGUAUCUUCUUCGAUCUGUUUGAAAAAUCCAUCCAAAUUAUUUUCACAAACCAUUUGUGGGUCCAGUUUUAGAAUUAUUGGGUUUAGGGUUCUGUUGUUAUAAGGAUGAAGGUGGUUCUGCUGAAUGGCUUGUUUUUUCUCCUGUUAACAUUUUGUAUAUGUUUUUCUUUACUUUUAAUGUCAUUUAAAUAAACCACAAUAAAGUACUA